This is a messenger RNA of Phycodurus eques (leafy seadragon), 776 nucleotides long. Its product is annotated as dynein axonemal light chain 4. The transcript is spliced from 4 exons. Gene Ontology annotation, biological process: microtubule-based process. Bases 103 to 423 code for a protein of 106 amino acids. Lineage: Eukaryota; Metazoa; Chordata; Actinopteri; Syngnathiformes; Syngnathidae. Gene Ontology annotation, molecular function: dynein intermediate chain binding; dynein light intermediate chain binding. The record is from RefSeq and is a predicted model, not a curated record. Gene Ontology annotation, cellular component: dynein complex.
UAUGUCCGUGUAAUUCUUGUUUAAAAUGUCUCCCUAACAACCGACCCUGGGACUCAAACAGUGGAACUUUUGCAGCGGUCCAAACGCCUCCUGAGAGUUGGAAUGGCAGGAACCGGCGAGGGAAAGAAGGAAGAGGUCGACUACAAGAGACUACACAGCUUCCCUCUCAUCAGGCACACGGACAUGCCCGAGGAAAUGAGAGUGGAGACGAUGGAGCUGUGUGUGACCGCGUGUGAAAAGUUUGCCACCAACAAUGAGAGCGCCGCCAAGAUGAUCAAGGAGUCCAUGGACAAGAAGUUUGGCAGCUCGUGGCACGUGGUGAUCGGUGAGGGCUUCGGCUUUGAGGUCACGCACGAAGUGAAGAACCUUCUGUACAUGUUCUUUGGUGGGAGUCUGGCCGUGUGCGUGUGGAAGUGCUCCUAGCACACACACGUAGACACACAAUUGCUUUUUAAAAAAAAUGUUUUGCUGGUCCCACUCUGCUCGCCAAUUCGGUGAAACAAAACCAGCCGCCAGUUGGACUCUGGCUACAAAAAGUCGCUGAGGUUGACAACUACUCGGACUUGUGGAGAAGAACUCUGACAUCCAGUCUUGACUCGCAGACACCUGAACAGCUUCCUGCCUUAUCUCACAUUUCUCUUUUCUUUUCAAGCAGUUUUCAUAGUGUCACACUCACUUUGACAAUAUAACACAGCCGGCCAGGGUCUCCAAACACCUUUGUCCUCUUUCCUCUGCAGGGAGCAUCUGGCGUGUAGGUGUUUGUGUGUGCUGGACAC